Molecule: messenger RNA, 545 nt
Organism: Ochotona princeps (American pika)
Lineage: Eukaryota; Metazoa; Chordata; Mammalia; Lagomorpha; Ochotonidae
Gene: TYROBP
Product: transmembrane immune signaling adaptor TYROBP
Exons: 5
Coding region: 95-427 (110 amino acids)
Biological process (GO): positive regulation of macrophage fusion; positive regulation of microglial cell mediated cytotoxicity; negative regulation of transforming growth factor beta1 production
Cellular component (GO): cell surface
Molecular function (GO): signaling receptor binding
Source: RefSeq, a predicted model, not a curated record
GCCACCCACCUCUGACUUCCUCCUUCACUGGCUUGGACGCUGCGCUGCAGCCCACUGGCCCUUGGUCUGGGGUGUCCGGUCGCGUGCUGGCAUCAUGGAGGGCCUUGCAGCCCGCAGUAGGCUCCUGUUUUUGCCUCUCCUUCUGACUACAGGUGGUCUCAGUCCUGUCCAGACCCAGAGCGAAUGCACCUGCCCUUCUGUGAGUGGGGGUGUGCUGGCGGGGAUCGUGUUGGGAGAUCUGGUGCUGACCCUGCUCAUUGCCCUGGCUGUGUACUCGCUGGGCCGGCUGGUCCCCCGCGGCCGAGGGACUGUGGACGUGACCCGGAAGUCGCGCAUAGCAGAGACCGAGUCACCGUAUCAGGAGCUCCAGGGUCAAAGGUCAGAUGUAUACAGCGACCUCAACACACAAAGGCAGUAUUACAAAUGAGCCCACACCAUGACAGUCACCGACAUGACGCCCGGAUACAGCCAUUCCUGUUGCCCACCCAGUACCCCAGUGUGUCUUCUCCCUUCUGAUGAUGCCAAAUAAACACGGAGCACAAACA